CAGCACGUAUGGUACCCAUUGGACAGGCCGUAAUCUUUACUAGUCGGCCAUGCCCGGACUUGCUGUUGGUGACGCCACUGGUGAAGGCAACGACAGUUGUUGACAUGUGACUUAACCUCAAUUAACAACAAGGGGGCUGUGAUGGUGUAACAAUCGAAUUAUGUUUCUGCGUUACAGCGUAGACAGAGUUGUUAGAUCUGUAAAACAGUGUUAUAGUACGAAAACCAAGUUAGCGACCCUCACAAACACCGAACGAGUGAAAUUCUUACGUCAAAUGGCGUUACCAAAAAGCCGUGAAGAUCCAGUUAUUCUGAAACUAGACACUCCUGAUUUCCACUCUCUUUUCACCGAUGAGUUGAAAUCGCUAGCUUCACUUUUUAAAGAAUAUGGUUACGAAGUACGAAUUGCUGGAGGUGCGGUGCGAGACUUGCUGUCGGGUGUGAAACCGACAGAUUUGGAUUUUGCCACUACAGCGACUCCCGCUCAAAUGAAGGAAAUGUUUACGGCUGAAAGUGUGCGAAUGAUUAAUGCGAACGGUGAAAAACACGGGACGAUAACACCGCGAAUUAACGAUAAAGAAAAUUUCGAGGUUACUACAUUGAGGAUAGAUGUAGUUACAGAUGGGCGGCAUGCAGAAGUGCAGUUUACGACUGAUUGGUUGUUGGAUGCGUUACGAAGAGACUUGACUAUAAAUUCCAUGUUUUUGGGGUUGGAUGGGUCAGUGUACGAUUACUUUUAUGGAUAUGAUGACUUGCAAGCGCGAAGAGUGAAGUUUGUGGGUGAUCCUGUGACAAGAAUACAAGAGGAUUACUUGAGGAUACUUCGAUAUUUCCGAUUUUAUGGUAAAAUUUCAAAAGAACCUGAUCAACAUGAUGAAGAAACUUUGAAAGCAAUUAGGGACAAUAAAGAGGGUUUAAAGAAUGUAUCAGGUGAACGUAUUUGGAUGGAGUUGAAAAAAACUCUCGAAGGAAAGUUUGCUGGCGAGUUGCUGCUGAAAAUAAUUGAAUGCGGUUUAGGUCCACUGAUUGGCCUACCGGAAAAUCCUAAUGUCCAUGAAUUGAAACUCGUUUUGGAAAGAAGUCGUGGGUUGAAACUUAACCCAAUCACACUCCUCUCUGCAACAUUGUAUAAUCAGGAUGACGCUGCGGCCUUAAAUGCGAGACUGAAGUUGUCAGUCUUUGAACGAGAUUUGGCAGUUUUUAUCGUUGAACAUCGCCCCCCAAAACCCAAUAUCAAACCCCUGAUGCCUUAUCAGCAACUAGUUCUUAAAAUCAACAACAAGUUUGGAUAUCAGUAUGUGGUGGAAGUUUUAAAAUAUAAUAACUCAUCUUACUUAGAAGAGUUUCAAAAGUGGACAAUUCCCAAGUUUCCUGUGACUGGCAACAUGCUUAAAGGAAAAGGGGUGGAAAGCGGGCGCAAAAUGGGUUUGGUUAUAGCUGAACUGAGGAAUUACUGGGCGGACCAUGAAUACAAAUUGACACCAGAUGAAAUCCUUAAACAAUUACCAAAUGUAUUAGAUGUAUUGGCUGAAAAACGGAAAAAUAAAUAAAUAAUAUAGAAA
Molecule: messenger RNA, 1561 nt
Organism: Zophobas morio
Lineage: Eukaryota; Metazoa; Arthropoda; Insecta; Coleoptera; Tenebrionidae
Product: CCA tRNA nucleotidyltransferase 1, mitochondrial-like
Exons: 1
Coding region: 161-1549 (462 amino acids)
Biological process (GO): tRNA 3'-terminal CCA addition; mitochondrial tRNA 3'-end processing
Cellular component (GO): mitochondrion
Molecular function (GO): nucleotidyltransferase activity; tRNA binding
Source: RefSeq, a predicted model, not a curated record